AAAAGAAAAGAGAAAAGAGAAAAAAGAGAAAAGAAGAAAAGAAAAGAGAAAAGAAAAGAGAAAAGAAAAGAAAAGAAAAGAAAAGAAAAGAAAAGAAAAGAAAAGAAAAGAAAAGAAAUCCUUUCUGAGCAUAGUCCAUUUUGGAAGCUCAUCUAUUAAGAAUUUUCAAGUAACAUUCAGUUGAUAGGAUGAAAAAAUUCAAGAGAAGGCUAUCCCUCACUCUUCGAGGAAGCCAAACUAUUGAUGAAUCAUUGUCUGAAUUGGCGGAACAAAUGACUAUUGAAGAAAAUAGCAGCAAGGAUAAUGAGCCUAUUGUGAAGAAUGGCAGGCCUCCAACCUCUCACAGUAUGCAUUCCUUCCUCCACCAGUACACAGGAUCCUUCAAGAAGCCCCCGUUGCGGAGACCACAUAGUGUUAUUGGAGGAAGCCUUGGAUCCUUCAUGGCAAUGCCCAGAAAUGGAAGCCGACUAGAUAUUGUUCAUGAAAAUCUAAAAAUGGGAUCAGAUGGUGAGAGUGACCAAGCUUCUGGGACAUCAUCUGAUGAAGUACAGUCACCUACGGGUGUUUGUCUUAGAAAUCGUAUACAUAGACGGAUCUCAAUGGAGGAUUUAAAUAAACGGUUAUCAUUGCCUGCAGAUAUCAGAAUACCUGAUGGGUAUCUUGAAAAGUUGCAGAUAAACAGUCCACCAUUUGAUCAACCAAUGAGCCGAAGAUCUCGUAGAGCUUCUUUAUCAGAAAUUGGGUUUGGAAAAAUGGAAACCUAUAUCAAAUUGGAAAAACUUGGAGAGGGUACAUAUGCAACAGUAUAUAAAGGAAGAAGUAAAUUGACAGAGAAUUUGGUGGCGUUAAAAGAGAUCCGGUUGGAACAUGAAGAAGGUGCACCCUGCACAGCUAUAAGAGAAGUUUCACUAUUAAAGGAUCUAAAACAUGCAAAUAUAGUAACCUUACAUGACAUUGUUCACACAGAUAAAUCUUUGACUCUGGUAUUUGAAUAUCUGGAUAAAGAUCUAAAACAGUACAUGGAUGACUGUGGAAACAUCAUGAGUAUGCACAAUGUAAAGCUGUUUUUGUACCAAAUUCUACGUGGUUUGUCAUAUUGCCACAGAAGAAAGGUAUUGCACCGAGACUUGAAACCACAGAACCUACUCAUUAAUGAAAAAGGAGAAUUAAAGCUAGCAGAUUUUGGGCUAGCCAGAGCCAAGUCAGUUCCCACAAAGACCUACUCAAAUGAAGUCGUCACACUGUGGUACCGGCCGCCUGAUGUGCUUCUUGGUUCCUCAGAGUACUCAACACAGAUUGACAUGUGGGGUGUUGGUUGCAUUUUCUUUGAAAUGGCUUCUGGAAGACCUCUAUUUCCAGGAUCAACUGUGGAAGAUGAACUGCACUUAAUUUUCCGACUGCUAGGAACACCAUCUCAGGAAACUUGGCCGGGUGUUUCUUCAAAUGAUGAGUUCAAGAACUAUAACUUUCCAAAAUACAAACCACAGCCUCUCAUUAACCAUGCACCCAGGUUAGACUCUGAAGGAAUCGAGUUGAUAACAAAAUUUCUUCAGUACGAAUCUAAGAAACGGGUUUCAGCAGAAGAGGCCAUGAAGCAUGUGUACUUUCGAAGUCUGGGACCAAGAAUACAUACUUUACCUGAAAGUGUAUCAAUAUUCAGUUUGAAAGAGAUUCAGUUGCAAAAGGACCCGGGUUUUCGAAAUUCUUCUUAUCCAGAGACAGCUCAGUAAUUCUUCAGAGAGAAAUCUGACUCAGUCAAGUCAGGGAUCCUGAAAGCUGCAGAUGGCACAAAGACCUUUUACAAGUGGCCUGGCUUGAUCACUGCACACGCCAUUCCUGGUACCUGAGGCAGAAGACACAUCUUAUGCUUCCCUAGUCAUCAGGUUCAUCACUUCGAAGCAUAGAAGCUGUAGACUGACCCCAUCAACAAAAGGGUCAUUUCAGACAGUGCUGAUCACUCUUACGUGGAAGAUUAGUUUUUGCUGGUGGGAACAUUAGCUUCCUAGAGUCACCAAAUACUGUAUGUGGGAUAAAACUGAACCUUGAACUGCCUCAUAAAAUGACUUUAUAUUUUAGGACAUGGGAAGAACAGAAGACAGAGCAUGCUCUUUUAAGUCUGAUAACAUGGUUUCAAGCCCAGCCCCCAGCCUUUCUUAUCAAUCAAGGACUCAGAUCUGAAGGCAAUUAUUUCUUUUGGUGGACUUGGAAUCUCCGUUUGUCUACACUGUCCUCUUCACAGUGGAGUCUUUUUAUUUCAGACCUACAGAUUGUUUUUAUAUUUGUUGUCACAGUGUGACAAUUUUUUUGUACAGUUGGUUUUAAGGUCUUCUCUGCCAUUAGAGCCAGUAGGUUACAGCUAUUGAUGUAACUGUAGCUGCAAUUUUUGUGCAGGACUGAGAAACACAGUGCAUUAUUUAUUGCGGAAUCAUUGCUGCUAAAUAACUACUGUCUGUUUAUUUAACACAACAGUUAAAUGCCUGAAGAAGUUGCAGUGGCUUUAUUAGAUGUGAAUGCAUCUGUUUCUCCCCAUGAAUUGUUUUACUGCUGCAUUUCUUGUUUGUUUUUAAAAUUAAACUGCAGUGUUUCCUGGAAUGUAAGUUUAGCUUUGCUUAACAGUAAAAUAAGUGAGCCAUCUUGAACACUCUAAGUUCAUGCUGUAUAAUCUUUCAUUGAACAUCAGCAAAUAGAGUAGCUAAAAAAUUGAUGAGUACAUCAUGUUUAGGAAAGCAUGUGAUGCAGAGGUUGAUUCAAGCAAGUGAAUACCUGACAUGGGGAUCUCACAUUAGAUACCAGUAAUUUAAAGCACCAAAAUUAUUUAUUUUUACCUUGCCUCAUUUUAGAAAUAUUUACUGCAUAUUAUUGGAUAUGUGUAUACUAAUACACUUACCUAUUUUACAUUGUGCUUUAAUUUAGUUAAAACUAAACCAUACAAGUCCAGUGAAAUAUGUGAGGUCUUGUUUUCAUUUUAAAUACAGUUCUUUUAUUAGAAAGGAUGAUACUUUUGGGGGGAGCCAUUUAUUUCAUUUGGGGGCUGUCUAUAUGCGUGUGUUUUAAUAACAUUCACUUGGAAUCAGCUAAAAGCUGUAAUAUGUCUUUGAAAUGAGCCAUGAUAAAUACAAAUGACAGAAAGGAGAACUGAGGAUUGUUUUAAAGCAUUGUAGGUAUUAAUGUGUUUAUCAGAGAUAGUAAAUAUUACAGUUUCAAUUAUGCAUCUCUUUGAACAUCAUAAACACGCCUUGGUGUUGGUAAGUGUUUUAAGCAUUUGUGUUAACUUUUAAGGACUAUUUGUUUAGUGCAUCUUACAAACUACAAAUCUUAAUUGGUAUAUUUUGAAAUGGUCAUGUAAAUUUUUGGCUUAUAUAUCAUGAAAAUAAUCAUAACUUAAUUUUUUUCCUGAUAUUCACUGUAAAACAUUCAGGGGUCCUACCAUUUCUGUUCAGGAAAUCUUGUAGUUUAUUGUUAUUUAACAGUAUUAAGUGAAUUUUUGUAUAUUUCAUUUUAACUUUAUUUGUGAAUAGUGAUUGUGGCAUGUUUGGGUGUUAUUUUAAUAUUUCAUGAGACAGAAAUUUUAAUUUUUAAAAAAAAUUUUCUGGAAGAAACAGAUUCAUGUGUAAUGGUGAAUAUUGGACCACUACUGCUUUUCACAUUUGUAAAUUGGUUUUAUGUUAAACCCUGUAGCCUAACAAACUGCUGUUAUUUCUAACUGACAGACAUGUAUUAAUAUUGUACUUUGAAGGUUAUAAAUAUUAUGUGGAAAUUCCUCCAUUUUGUUUUGAAAUUUAUAAUAACAAGAUCUUCAUGUUGUUAAAA
Molecule: messenger RNA, 3810 nt
Organism: Felis catus (domestic cat)
Lineage: Eukaryota; Metazoa; Chordata; Mammalia; Carnivora; Felidae
Gene: CDK17
Product: cyclin dependent kinase 17
Exons: 17
Coding region: 189-1730 (513 amino acids)
Biological process (GO): protein phosphorylation
Cellular component (GO): cytoplasm; nucleus
Molecular function (GO): ATP binding; protein kinase activity
Source: RefSeq, a predicted model, not a curated record